UCCGUUUCAUCUAAGACGGGCAGAAGGGUGUGUUUUGUUUUUGUUGAAAAGGAGGGACGAAGAAGAAGAACAGGACGACGACGAAGAAGAAGAAGAAGCUCUCUGCAGUUCUUGUGGCGCUCCUUCAAUUUUCUUCCUUUUUUACUUUCUUUUUUGUAUUGAUAUUGUUCUCUAAUCGGGACGAAGUUUAGUGUUCCCAAUUCUAGUCUGAAAUGCCGAGGAUCUCUCAUUUGUAAACAAGCUCGUGGGUCGAACAAUUUCGCUCCUUGCUUCAAUUUUUUCUCCGUCUUCUGGAAUUGAUCUGUUUAAAGAGACAAUUAAAGAGGCGUGACUGUUUUUGUUUUGAUUUUUGGUUUUUUUCACGAAUACAUUUGGGAAUUUUUAGUUGAAGAAACUCGGAGUGGAUUUGAUCUCCGAGCGAAUUUCGCUCUCUUAUUUAGCCAAUCGAUUCCGUUUCAUUUGAAAUCAUCUGAGGACGGUCUUCGAGUUUACAGAGCCUUGCAAAUUUAUGCAUUUUAAGCGGAUUUUAGCGUUUGUUUGAAGAAAAUCCAAACUGUUGUAAAGAUUGGAGACGAUGGAAACACGGUUGUUGUUCGAUAGUCGAAGAAGACAAUUCUGAGAGAUGGAACUCCGUGGUUGCAAUUUGGUUUCUGAUUCGCAUUUUCGCUUAGUCUGAAGAGUAAAAGAAGCAAGCAUCGGGUUGGGAAUUUCUUUGAAUCACCGUUGUUCUUCUAUUUGAUUCUUCCUUAUUCUUCAUCUCAUGGGACCAAUGGCCCUUCUAUGCUUCCCUUUCGAUUUUGCGCACUGGUUUUUGUUUGCUUCAGUUCAAGUUUUCAGUUAUUUAAAAGCCUGAUGGAAAGGGAUCCAUUGAGAAACAAUAACAAUAAUAGCAACGGCACCGCCAAUAACAAAGUGGACACACCAGGAAGAAACGGAGCCGAAGCGUCAUCGUUGCUACUGAGAUCCAAUUGCGAUGCUUCAAGACAGACCACACCAUCGGACUUUGUUUUACAGUGGGGAAACCGGAAACGCCUUAGAUGCAUGAAGGUCCAGGGCAGAGACAAAACCGACCCCGCCACUCCGGCUCACCGUAGUACCACCGCCCGGGUCGACCGCCGAGUCGUUAGAACCGAUAAAGACUCCCCAAACCGGACCAGCAUCACUGCCAAUGGGUAUUUGAAUCUCCGCCAACGACCCUCUUCUCCUCAGUUCCCCCCUCCUCACCACCGCAUUCUCAGGAACUCGGAGACGGCAGGGGCGAUGAGAGUGCACGGCAACGGCGGCGUUCGGGGAAUUGCGUCGCCGGACAGAGUGGCGCACGAUAGAAGAGGAAGUAAUAACCACCACCACCACCACCACCAUCACUCCAACAACAACCAUCAUCAUCACAAUGAGAAUAACAACAAAUCAGCAGCCACAUCGGACACGGCGCACGAUAGUAAAAAGGGUGGGUCUUCCUCCGGUGGCAGUGGGGAGGCUGCUGUGCCACAAGUAUGGCCGCCAAAAUUCGCUAUUGCUUUGACAAACAAAGAGAAAGAAGAGGAUUUUUUGGCCAUCAAGGGCUCUAAAUUGCCCCAAAGACCCAAGAAACGAGCCAAGAUUAUCCAACGCACCGUCAACCUGGUGAGUCCGGGGGCAUGGCUAUCUGAUCUGACGCUCGAGCGGUAUGAAGUUCGGGAGAAGAAGAUUUCUAAGAAGAGACCGAGAGGAUUGAAGGCAAUGGGUAACAUGGAGUCGGAUUCGGAGUGAAAUGAGUGAGCAUCCACCAUAAAUGUACAAACUCUAUGGAUUCCCUUUUUUUUAAUGGUUAGAAGAUUGAAGGGGCAGAGCAGAGAAAGUAGGCAAUUCUUUUUUGUUUCAUUCCUCUUUUAAUUUAUUUCAUUCAUUCAUCCUCUUGAAAA
Benincasa hispida (wax gourd) is the source of this 1901-nucleotide messenger RNA. Lineage: Eukaryota; Viridiplantae; Streptophyta; Magnoliopsida; Cucurbitales; Cucurbitaceae. The record is from RefSeq and is a predicted model, not a curated record.